Molecule: messenger RNA, 231 nt
Organism: Caenorhabditis briggsae
Lineage: Eukaryota; Metazoa; Nematoda; Chromadorea; Rhabditida; Rhabditidae
Exons: 1
Coding region: 1-231 (76 amino acids)
Source: RefSeq, a predicted model, not a curated record
AUGUCUCAUUCUUUCUACUGGCUUCAUCUUCUCCUCCUCCUCCAUCUCAAAUCGUCCGACCUACUUUCUCACCCAAAAAGAAACACAGAAAAAGAGGCAAAAAGACAUGGUAGAUUGGAUGUCCGUCGUCGUCCCGUCGGCCAGAAGAAGCCGAGGCAAAAGCUGACAGAAGAAGAAGAAGCAAAAAGAAGCGGUUGGCGCGCGGACAGACAAACGGCUAUCGGAAAAUAA